Molecule: messenger RNA, 2219 nt
Organism: Drosophila hydei
Lineage: Eukaryota; Metazoa; Arthropoda; Insecta; Diptera; Drosophilidae
Gene: Pi3K21B
Product: phosphatidylinositol 3-kinase regulatory subunit gamma
Exons: 4
Coding region: 437-1981 (514 amino acids)
Biological process (GO): insulin receptor signaling pathway; phosphatidylinositol phosphate biosynthetic process
Cellular component (GO): phosphatidylinositol 3-kinase complex
Molecular function (GO): 1-phosphatidylinositol-3-kinase regulator activity
Source: RefSeq, a predicted model, not a curated record
UGCCAAGCAGUGUUGAGGACGAUUUCUUCCACAAAAAAAAGAAAUGGUGUGCUGAUUGUGAUUUCAAUAUAAUAAAUAAUAAGAAAAUACAAGUAAUACAAAAAUACAAAUUAAAACGAUUUGAUUACAACGAAUAAGAAGAAAAGUGAAGGCCUUUUUUAACUACCGAUUCCUGCACGCUAUUAAUUGUUUUAACUAUAGUUUAUAUGUAUAUUUUGUGUGCAUGUGUGAAUUCGAUUGUGUGCGUGUAUGUGUACAAGUGUGUGUUUGCCUGCGAGUUUCUCAGUUGAUUCGCGAAAUUGAGAAUAGAAAGAUGGUGCUCGCUAAAUUGUAAGCGUGAAAUAAGUAAUAUAUAUAAAUAUACCAAAAAAAAAAUACACCUUUUUGGGCAACAAGAAAUCUCCAAUUAAUAGUGGGCAACAAACGAAAAAUCAAAAUGCAUCCCUCGCCGCUGCACUAUUCAACGAUGAGGCCACAGGCGCCGGCGUCUAUGGUAAGAGAUACAAAAAAGGAUGAACUGCGGUCAGCUCCGUGGUACUGGGGCAACAUAACGCGCGAACAAGCUAAAAACAAAUUAUUUGGUCAACCGGAUGGAAGUUUUCUAGUGCGCGAUGCGCAAGCAAAGAAGGGCGAAUAUACGUUGACUCUGAUGAAGGAUGGAAACGAGAAGCUUAUUAAAAUUUGCCAAAUCAAUGACAAUUAUGGGUUUGUUGAAAAGUUUCAAUUCAGCUCAGUGGUUGAAAUGAUCAAUCAUUAUAUGACCAAUUCACUGAAAAUGUACAACAAAACGCUCGAUAUAACGCUCAGUAAUCCGAUCGUUUGUCCCUUUUACGACGAUGCACAACCACAAGGUGAUUUACGCUUAUUAAGCGAUGCAUUCGUGCGAUGCUCCCAAUUGCUGUUGCAACAGGAGCAGGCGCUUGAUCAAAAGAAGACCUCAUUUAAUGCCAUACGCGAAGAGCUAGCUGAAAAAAAGCUGCAUCAAAGUGUUUUUGGCAAUGCGGAGAAUAUGUUUCGCAAUCAAAUCGCAUCGAUAGAAUCGUUCAUGAGUAAACCACCUGUAAAUACAACAGGCAGUGGAACAGGAACUGGCGGUGCGGGCAGUGCGCAAUGUUCGCGGCAAGACGUGCAACAUCAUAUGCGCGAAAAUUUGUUAAGGAUGAAAGCACACCUGGAGGUGAUGCAUACGAAAAUGGAGCUACUCAAUCAGGAUAUUAAGAUACGCAAAGAGGAGGAGCAGUUGCUUGAACGUCAAAUAAAUGCCAGCAAACCGGAGCUACAGGAAUUGCAAUUAUGCAAGGACAAACACAUUGAGCGCCUGAAAGGGUUUGGCUUAACCGACGACGAUUUGAAUGUUAUUUUGGAGAAGGGCUUCGACGAGCUGCAGCAGAAUUAUGAGAAAGCAUCGAAUCUACCGCAUCGCAACGAAUCACUGUGGCUAAUUAAGGAUGCCAAGCGACACGAUGCCGAGGAGCUGCUCACUGGAGCGCCCACGGGCACAUUCCUGAUACGAGCUCGAGAUGCGGGCCAUUACGCUCUAUCUAUUGUCUGCAAAUCGGAUAUACAUCAUUGUAUUAUCUAUGAGACGGAAAGCGGGCUGGGCUUUGCGGCGCCCUACAACAUCUAUCCCACGCUGAAAAAGUUGGUCGAGCACUAUGCCAGCAAUUCGCUGGAGGAGCACAAUGACAAGCUGACCACUGUGUUGCGCAUACCAGUGCUAUAUUGGAUGCAAAACAAGCAACACUUAAUGGAACAGCUGCAGGAGGAGCUGGAACUGGAGAAGGAGCAGGAACGCCUGGCCCAAGAGGCGGCACUAAUGCCACCCCCGCUGCCACCAACGGCAGCGGCAAGUAGUGCACCAAUACCGACAACCAGAUCAAGGGAACAUCAUGGCCAUGAUUCAGUCGAUGCAGCAUUUAGUAUUGAAACAGAUACGCCGCCAGCUUCCAUAUCGCCAUCAAAUUUUAGUACAUCGCAAUAGGCAACACACACACGAGUACACAGUCUCCCACACACACACUGUCCAAGCCAAUGGCUAGCUAACUCUCAUAGGUAUCCAGACCUGCAGGCCCCCAAAUAUGUAUAUCUCUCUUAACUAUUAUAAUUAAAAGUGUCGUUCAUACAGUUCCAAACUGUUGCGACUGCAACUGCAAAGCGAAAAACAAGUAAUUUGGUGAUUCAUGUUGAUGUUCAAAUAUCUCUGUAUAUAUAUAUAUAUA